GCGUUCUAUAUAAAAUAGCAGAGCAGAGCAGAGGGGCAAAAGGCACUGAAAAUUCCAUUCUAUUCUAUGGAAAUGGAGCACUCUCCUUCAGAUGUAUGUUCCCAAAUGCCUUGUCAACUGGACUGGUGUCAACUGGAGUCCAACGCCUGGGCAUUUUCAAGCAGAAAAUACAAAGAUGAAUUGGGUUACCAGCGAACCAUUUACCCUAUCAUGUCUGCUGCUUCUGUUGUUUCCAUGUUUCCAACUGUGAAAUGGAGGAUCCAAUCUGUUAUGGAGAAAAUGUCGACUCCAAAUAUUUGUCUGGUUCAAUUCUGGGCACCCAUCAAGGUCAAUGGAUCUACUUUCCUGUCCACUGCGGAUCAAACAUUUGCUUUCUAUAACGAACUCGAUAAGAGGCUCUCUUCAUACAGGAAGCUCUGUCUAGAUACUUUGAUUCCAAUUGACGACUACACCGAAAGUCUAUUUGGUCCAAUUGAACGAGUUUACACAAGAUGCUUGCCAGAAUAUAACCCCGACGUCCAAAGCUAUUCCUCUGCAGAAUUUCCACUGCUCGAAACUGCAAUUCGCUUGGGAAUUCAUUCUUAUUAUGCAGUUCCAGUGGUCAACAACUAUGACCAGCAGUACCGUGGUGUACUUGAGAUUGUAUCUACACAACCAUCUCUCCAUCUUUCCCAUCUUAUUACGGGGUCGAAAAUCUGUUCAUUUCAGUUGUAUAGCGUUUGCAAUUCAAGGGACAUGCUUUUUGGACUUUUAGAGCCGCCUGUUGAUGAUAGACUUGAUGAAAUAAAGAACGGGUUAUAUGAGAUCCUUGAAAGAGACAGUUUACCCUUUGCACAAAUUUGGAUUCCUUAUUCUCCAUUUGUCUCUUUAAAAGUCUUGUAUCGUGCUGCUGCCUCCAUCUAUGAGCGUUCGAGUUCAAUGUAUCAUGAGUUUGAACAUGUUUCUGAGGACUGUUUUAUUGAGAGCGGUACGGCAUUGGUCGGGAGGGCAUUUGCAUCCCAAGGUUCAUGCUUUUGCAAAGAUGUUGUUCUAUUAAGCAUCAAAGAGUACCCUUUGGUGCCUAGUGCACGAAAAGUUAGAUUCACUCAGAGUCUUGCAAUUUGUUUGCAAAGUAAAUGCACCAACAAUAGCGUUUACGUAGUUGAGUACUUUCUGCCACCCAACAAAAUGUCUGCUAGAGAUACAAGGACUUACAUAAAUAUGCUUUUAUCCACAACGAAAGAACGACUUCCAGGUUUCAUAGUUGCUCCUGGAAAAGAACUAGGGCAGAGGAUGCUCGUUGAAGUUGUUAAAGUUUCCCCGAGUGAUGAAUUUGACUCCUUUGAAAUUGGCCAAUCUCUACUGAGUGUUCAAUCACUUCAGGAUGGAGGAGGAACAACAGAAAUUGGCCAGCGUCUGCUGAGUGUUCAAUUUCUUCAGGAUGUAGGAGAAACAACUGAAAUUGAUUCUUUCUGCCAACAGUCAAAUAAUGUUGUUGCUGCUGCUGCACUACUGGUUCCUUCUUGUUCAUCAGACAAGCGUGACUCACUCAACUGUGAAAGGACAAUGGAAGUUGAUCUGUUACUUCCUCAUCCAAUAGAGGAAGCUGUGACAAACAGAGGAAAAGUUAACUUGGAUGUAGCACAUGAUGACCACAUUGAGGAUACACCUGAAAUAAUGCAACUUGAUUCACACUUUGAGCAACCAAAUAUAGAAAUUAAUUCUGCAGGAAAUGCAACGACUAACAACAAUAAAAUCCAUUCGCAUAAGAAAAACACAAUACAAAGGAUAGAAAAAGAUUAUGGGAUAACUCGCAAGAUUCUGGAGCAGCAUUUUGGCAUGACUCUUCAAGAUGCUGCUAAAAAUCUACAUGUUAGUCGAGCAACACUGAAACGAAUAUGUAAAGAAUAUGAAAUCACUAGAUGGCCAAAUUACAAGACUAGAAAGGUUAAUGUCCAUGUUAGCCAAGGCAUAUCUUUUCAAGGUGCUGAACCAUAUGUGGUCGAUCAACAAUGUCCUGCUCUUUCCCAAGAAAAAGGCACAAAUUAUUUGGGUCACAAAAUAUCUCCUGCAACAGGAAAACCUUGUGAUAGUGUGAUGACGGUAAAGGUUACAUAUAGAGGUGAUAUCAUAAAGUUUCAACUCUCCCUUUCAUCAACGAGGGUAGAAUUGGAGGGGGAAGUGGAAAAGAGGCUUAAGAUAUCACUUGAAAGGUUUUCAAUCAAGUAUCAAGAUGAAGGUGACGAUUGGAUUUUGAUAACUACUGAUUCAGAUUUGAGGGAUAGGAUGAAUUCACUUAGAUUGUUUGGAAGGACUACUAUGAGAUUACUGGUUACCCCUGAAGCUGACACAUGAAGGAUUUUCUCAUGCUCGAUGCGCAGUUCAACACCCUCUUUGAAUCAGUGAACGCACUGCAAGAUUGGGUGAAGGUGAUGCAAGGGAGUCAUUCUAGUAUGGUCUCUUCCAUUUGCCGUAUGAUCACUACUGCAGGAUGAGAUGCAAUCGGACUCCACGGCUUUGGAUACUCCAGAUAUUUCAGGUGCUACAAGCCUACAACUAUCACCUCUGUGUGAGAGUCAGAUUACAAUGAUAGUAACACCGAGUUGGCUGAUGUCGUGAAAUCACCUCUUGAUUGGCAACUUUCUGGAGAAACAAUACCAAAAAAAAUGUUUUCCGACAUUCGGUCUAGUGCUUCGGUUGUCAUCACUUAGACCACCGCACAUAAUCUGAAUUUUGAGAUUGAGGAUGUUGACAACCAACCGGGAGCUAUGGCCUAUGGAGUUUUCACAAUUGUUGGAUUUUGACUUUGCAUUGCCCUUUCGCAAGGAUAUCUAUUUACAACAAAUAAAUGGACAUUCCUGUUGACUUCUCUAAUCAUAGUAAACCUGGAUAAUUUUUCACCAUUUCUGAGAACAUCUCUUCUUUUCCAAAUCUGCCAUAUGAUAAAUAUUGGAACUGCAUUAAAAAGAGGUCUCAGUUUAACAUUACAAUCAGCACCCCCACCAUUUUUCAAGUGUUUGUUUCAGCUGUAUAUAAGGUCCCUGUAUCCCUGCAGAUCUUGAUAGAGUUCUCCAUAGAAAAUUGGCAUCUGGGCAUGCUACAAACAAAUGAUCAAAAGUUUCUGUUACAACAAACACAGGUAACAGAGUCAACAAUUCUGCACCUAAUUAAUACCUCUCCAAUGGGGUAUUCUUUUAAACUACAUUCUCCAUAGAAGAAAAGAAACUCUUAAAGGAAUUCCUUUUUCCCAAAUGAUCAUCAUAUCCUGCUGGUUGUCCUUCCUUUUUCUCAACAUUUCCCAAGCACUUCCAACAGUGAAGUUUCCUUUACUGUUGGGCAUCCACCAUGGUUUGUCCCUUUCAUUAGAAGAUAGACCAAUACACAAAUUAGUAUUCACAUGAUCACAUAUUUCUUCCCCAAACCUCUCCCUUAUCAUUAUAAUGACCCGGUCGGUCAUUUUUGGAAAGUUCCGUGAAAUUAUCAUUUUGCCCUCUCAAUAUUGAUCCCGAGUCUUUUAUGAAUGAGUUUGAAAAGUUGAGAAUUUGGUAAGUUUUGAGUUUGAAAGGCUAAGUUGUUAAGAAAGUGGUUUUCGGUGUCUUUUGGAGUUUCGAAUGUCGGAAUGGAAUUCCAUCGAUUCCAUCAGUCCCAAAAUGUGAAAUCUGACUUGCUAGAGUUGUUGGUUUCUGAUUCCGAGUCUUUUUGAGGAUUUGAGGUCCUAAGUUGUGAAAUUGUGGAAUUUUAGCCUUUGGGUUGACUUUGGUCAAUAUUCGGGGUUCGGAUGCUCAGAUCGAAAUUCUGAGAGUUCUGUUGGUUUCGGGGGUGAUUUUAGGCCUAGGUGAUGUCUUGGUUGAUUUUUGGGAGGUUCCGAGCUUGUUUUAGCCUUUU
This is a messenger RNA of Solanum tuberosum (potato), 3864 nucleotides long. Its product is annotated as protein NLP7-like. The coding region runs from base 67 to 2334 and encodes 755 amino acids. Lineage: Eukaryota; Viridiplantae; Streptophyta; Magnoliopsida; Solanales; Solanaceae. The transcript is spliced from 6 exons. Gene Ontology annotation, molecular function: protein binding; DNA-binding transcription factor activity. The record is from RefSeq and is a predicted model, not a curated record.